Molecule: messenger RNA, 1054 nt
Organism: Ricinus communis (castor bean)
Lineage: Eukaryota; Viridiplantae; Streptophyta; Magnoliopsida; Malpighiales; Euphorbiaceae
Product: ethylene-responsive transcription factor 13
Exons: 1
Coding region: 79-894 (271 amino acids)
Biological process (GO): regulation of DNA-templated transcription; ethylene-activated signaling pathway
Molecular function (GO): DNA-binding transcription factor activity; DNA binding
Source: RefSeq, a predicted model, not a curated record
AAAUACUUCCUGAAUAGUGCAGUUUCAUGGAAAGAACCUUCAAAAUAUUUUUCUAAUAUAUAAGAACAAGGAAGCUACAUGCCCAUAUAUAUACACACUUAUCAUGAUCAUAUCAAGCAUGCAUCUUCUACACAAUCAUCCAUGUCCACACAAUUAAGCAGCAAAACCUCAGUUCAGCAACAUCAAUUGGCAAGUUUAUUUAAUUUCUACAAGGAGAUGUUUGGGGCAAAUAGCUCUUUGGCUGGUGAUGAUUUGGCCUUUCUGGACUCAAUACGGCAAUAUCUUCUUGAAGACGAUUUUGAAACCUUACCAAAGGUUAAUUUAUUUGAUUGUUCAAGCUCAACAAGUCUCCCCUCUAUCGGUGCUUGCAACGGUUUGCCAUUUAAACUUGAUAAUCUACUAGAUAUUGAUGAAGAGAACAUUGAGACUCCGUUAAGCCAGUUUGAUUCAGAGGUAGAGAAAACAACAGUGCCCGCAGCAACCAUUAUAUCGGAGUCUCAAAAAGCUGUGACUAGUGAAGAAGAGGUGGCAAUGGCGCUUAAGGAGAACACGCCAUCUAAAGGGUGGCAAUAUAGAGGAGUGAGGAGGAGACCCUGGGGUAAGUAUGCCGCGGAGAUUAGAGAUCCUAAAAAGAACGGAGCAAGAAUUUGGCUUGGUACAUAUGAGAAACCCGAGGAUGCGGCUUUGGCUUAUGAUCGAGCCGCUUUUAAAAUGCGUGGUGCAAGAGCCAAGCUGAAUUUCCCUCAUUUAAUCGGCUCUGACGAAUAUGAGCCAAUCAGAGCGGGUAAUAACAAACGCAAACGCUGCUCGCCGGAGCGAUCAUCUUCAUCAUCAAGUUCGAGCUGUCUUCAUCAGAGUUUGAUGAUUGUUCUCCAAAUCCAAAGAGGGGAAUGAGAGAAUCUGGAUCAGAUCAUGAAACUGUAGUGUACCAUGGCUGGCCAACUGAAAAUUUGCUUGGUUUCCAGUUAUUGCUGAAGCAAUGUAAUAUGUAAUCUUUUUAUUUAAUUAUUAAUAGUAAUUUUAUUUUCAAUAAAUUUCGAGAAUUAUGAGACUA